UGCUCCCUGCCGGGAGGUGACACUGCAGCCCCACCGUGCGGCCACAGGAGGCUCCUGCAACCCGCCCGUAGCUCUGCGGACGCCCACAGCCUCCCACCAGCGUCCAUCAGCGGCGGCAAAAACAGCUAAGAAACAGCAGCUUGCAUUUAUUUGAACGUUUGCUGCGAGCUAAACACCGUGCCUACUGCUGCACAGUUAUUUAUUCCCAUCUCACAGAAAAGGAGUCAGAGGCCCGAGCGAACUUGUCAAAGUAACUCUGGAUGGAGAGAACCAGCCAGGCACUGGUUCGGCAUUUUACUAGAUACUGAGAAAUCUGGAACAGGCGGUUUCCAAGCCCUCCCAUCUUCCUGGUGCUGGCUGCCGUCUCCGUUUCUGCUCCACUGAGCGUCACCCACCUCUCAAUGUUGAACGAAAAUGGUGUCCUGACUACAAAAGCCUAGAAGCCAAGGAUUUGUCUUCUCAGAUGCCCAAGAACUUGGCAGAAAAAGAGCCUUUGGGUCUAAGAACCAGAACGUGUAAAGUGGGCUGUCCCGGCUUCGUGGAAGGGGGCGAGGACGGGCGGUGCCCUACACUCAGCUGGAGUUCUAGGCCUGCGCUGCCUGCAGUUGCCUCGGUGACACUGGGAAGUCCCUUCGUCACGACUCCAACCUCCCUGGUGAAAGGGGAGGCUUCUAGAUAAAGGUAACCUCUUCUCCUCCCCUCCCAGUAUCUCCGCUGAGCACAGCGGCCUCCUGCCCCACCCAAACCAGCCCAGACAUUCCUGGUGAAACCUUGAACUGCUGCUUGAAAGACCCCUGCACACACCGUGGUUCAGUCCCUGAACUUUGGCCUGAACUAGGUCCUUAAGGCCUCGGCAGGCUGGAGUCCUCUAAGGCGAGAAAGGCUUCGUGCCUCUGACAAAGGGCCUGGGGAUGGGGGUGGGGGGGCUGCAUUAUGAUGACCUCACCCAUUCUAUGACAUCACCCUCCCUCCCACCCCACCCCCUCCUCUCUGGUCAGCUGCUCUGCAAACAACCAUCAGUCCAAAUCCCAAAGGCCUGAAAAAGUCUGCCCUCCAGUACUGGCUACUGAACUCUGUCUCAGCCAACGAGAAGCAGCAUGAAAUUGGAAUUCACAGAGAAAAACUACAACAGCUUUGUGCUGCAGAACUUGAACAAACAGAGGAAGCGCAAAGAGUACUGGGACAUGGCCCUGACUGUGGACCACCACGUCUUCUUCGCCCAUCGCAACGUGCUGGCUGCCGUCUCGCCGCUGGUGAAAAGUCUCAUCUCCAGCAAUGACAUGAAGACCACCGACGAGCUCUUCCUCACCAUUGACCCCAAAUACCUGAGUCCAGGCACGGUGGACCAGCUCCUGGACUACUUCUACAGCGGCAAAGUGGUGAUCUCAGAGCAGAAUGUGGAGGAGCUUCUUCGGGGCGCUCAGUAUUUCAACACCCCACGCCUCCGGAUUCACUGCAAUGACUUCCUUAUUAAGUCCAUUCGACGUGCCAACUGCUUGCGCUACCUCUUCUUGGCUGAGCUGUUCGAGCUCAAAGAAGUGUCAGACUUGGCCUACUCCGGCAUUCGUGACAACUUCCACUUCUGGGCCAGCCCCGAGGGCUCUAUGCACUUCAUGCGCUGCCCACCCGUCAUCUUUGGCCGCCUGCUCCGUGAUGAAAACCUUCACGUGCUUAACGAGGACCAGGCUCUCAGUGCCCUCAUCAAUUGGGUGUACUUCCGGAAGGAGGAACGGGAAAAAUACUUCAAGAAGUUCUUCAAUUACAUCAAUCUCAAUGCCGUCUCCAACAAGACAUUGAUGUUUGCCAGCAAUAAGCUGACGAGUUUGGAGAACAGCUCCGUCCACGCGACCUUGAUCGAGAGCGUCCUAAUGGACCGCAAGCAGGAGCGGCCAUGCAGCCUGCUGACCUAUCAGCGGAAAGGGGCCCUGCUUGACUCAGUGGUCAUUCUUGGUGGCCAAAAGGCCCAGGGCAAGUUCAACGAUGGAGUGUUUGCGUAUAUCAUCCAGGAGAACUUGUGGCUGAAGCUCUCAGAGAUGCCCUACCGAGCCGCGGCGCUGAGCGCAACUGCUGCCGGCCGUUACAUCUACAUCUCCGGUGGCACCACUGAGCAGAUUUCAGGACUAAAGACGGCGUGGCGCUAUGACAUGGAUGAUAACUCCUGGACCAAGCUGCCUGACCUACCCAUUGGGCUUGUCUUCCACACCAUGGUGACCUGUGGGGGAACAGUGUACUCAGUGGGUGGGAGCAUUGCCCCACGCAGGUAUGUCUCCAACAUCUAUCGCUAUGAUGAGCGAAAGGAAGCCUGGUGCCUGGCAGGGAAAAUGAGCAUCCCUAUGGAUGGUACAGCAGUGAUCACCAAGGGUGACCGGAACCUGUACAUUGUCACUGGCCGAUGCCUGGUGAAGGGCUACAUCUCCCGGGUGGGUGUAGUGGACUGCUUUGACACCAACACAGGGGAAGUGGUCCAGUGUAUCACUUUCCCCAUUGAAUUCAACCACCGGCCUCUGCUCUCUUUCCAUCAAGACAACAUCCUCCGUGUGCACAGCCACCGGCAGAGCGUGGAAAUCAACUUACAAAAGAUAAAGGCCAACAAGUCAACGACCUCAGUGCCUCUGUUGCCCAACAACUGUCCCUUGGAUGUGUCCCACGCUAUCUGCUCCAUUGGAGACAACAAGGUAUUUGUGUGUGGGGGUGUCACCACGGCCAGCGACUUCCAGACAAAGGACUACACCAUCAAUCCUAAUGCUUACUUGCUGGACCAAAAGUUAGGAGAAUGGAAGACCCUCGCCUCCCCGCCGGAGGCACUGGACUGUCCCGCCUGCUGUCUAGCCAAGCUACCUUGCAAGAUUCUUCAAAGAAUUUAAACAGCUUUUUAAGUGGGAGAAUAAGUAAAUGCAUUAUUAGUCACAAUUUCAUGACAGAAAGCAAGAGAGGAAAUGUGGCCCUUGGGUUGCUCUUAGUGCAGUCAAUGCUCGGGUCUGAGAGUGGAACUCCUGGGCUGGGGAUGCUAUCCGUGGGUAGAUGCUCAGGGUGAACGAGUCUCUGGAGCUAACUAGCGGAGACUGGCGUGGAGUCUCUGGUUGGUGGG
Alexandromys fortis (reed vole) is the source of this 3088-nucleotide messenger RNA. It is a transcript of the gene Ccin, whose product is annotated as calicin. Gene Ontology annotation, molecular function: protein binding. Bases 1098 to 2864 code for a protein of 588 amino acids. NCBI's taxonomy places the organism in Eukaryota, Metazoa, Chordata, Mammalia, Rodentia, Cricetidae. The transcript has a single exon. The record is from RefSeq and is a predicted model, not a curated record.